Schistosoma mattheei is the source of this 1894-nucleotide messenger RNA. Lineage: Eukaryota; Metazoa; Platyhelminthes; Trematoda; Strigeidida; Schistosomatidae. The record is from the annotation of a GenBank genome assembly.
AUGGAAAGUUUUGGAAUGCGUUCAGUGACCGCGGCGUGUAAAGUUUUGACCUUGUACAGCGACUCGUGUUGUCGAGGUCAUCUUCAAGGUACUUGCUUAAAUAAGGAAAAUAGUCUGGAUCUUCCACAUAUAAAAACUGUUCCCAGUCUUUUAUACAUAGAACUCAAAGAACAUUUUGUUUGUUACGUCUACUUUCCAAGGACUAACAAUCAGAAAUAUUGCAUACUAACCAUGUCUACGAUCGCUUUGCUUUCGAUUAUCGUUGCAGCUGCUGCUUUUAAGGCUUUAUUCUUCUUUUCUUAUCAUUCAACUGAUUUUGAAGUACAUCGCAAUUGGAUUGCGAUUACAUGCUCACUGCCGAUAUCUAAGUGGUACUUUGAUGAGACUUCUGUAUGGACACUAGAUUAUCCUCCACUGUUUGCGUUUUUCGAAUGGUUCUUAUCAUUUAUAGCUAUCAAAUUGAUCCAGAAAUCUGCACCAUCACCUCUCAUCCGUACAUAUCAAACGGGCUUAUUAUUUUCCAACGACUUAGUGUUAUUAUUUCAGAACUUCUCAUGUUUGCAGCCCUUAUUACUACAUUCAGUGAAACUGUCCGGUAGUGGAUUUUUGAAGAGAAGUUAUUAUCCACUGUGUUUUCUUUUUGCAUUCAAUUUCGGGCUGAUUAUUGUUGACCAUAUACAUUUUCAGUACAAUGGGUUUUUGUUUGGGAUAUUAAUUUUAUCUAUGGCGUAUAUAAUUGAAGGAAAUUACAUCAUUGGAUCAUUCUUGUUUACUAUACUUUUAAAUUUUAAGCACAUAUUUAUGUAUGUAGCUCCAGCUUAUUUUGUUCAUAUUUUGAUGAACUAUUGUUUGGGAAAACGUGAACUUUUCAAUGUUGUUAAUCGAUUUAUAAAGGUUGGCAGUGUUGUUAUUUUAGUGAUGAUUUCAUCAUUCGGAUAUUUCAUUUACAUGAAUCAGUUAAAACAAGUGUUCAGUCGUCUUUUCCCAUUUAAUCGGGGUCUAUGUCAUGCAUACUGGGCUCCAAAUUUCUGGUCCUUAUACAAUUUGGUCGAUAAAGUAUUAAAUGUUCUUGACGAUCAUGUUCUUCAAGUAUGGCCUGAGAAAAUCUCCUCUACUGCAACCAUGACUGGUGGUUUAGUGGAAAAUGUGGAACAUGUUAUUUUGCCUACUAUAAGGCCUUCACAUACAGCUCUUCUGAGCUUACUGUUCAUGCUGCCCACUUUAUGUGUAUCAAUUAGAAAAAGUCGUUUCUUCAACUUUACAACUGCUGUAAUUUCUCGUGUCUUUUUGAAAUCUGUAACUAUAACAGCUUGGUCGUGUUUUAUGUUCGGUUGGCAUGUUCAUGAAAAAGCAGUUUUAAUGUUUUUAUUACCUUUAAACUUUUUCACAUUGACUUCUGGAGAACAUCGGUUUCUUACCUUUUAUGUGAGCACUUUGGGAUACUACAGCCUUAUACCAUUGAUCCCUACAAAUGCUGAAUUUCCAGCUGUCAUAUCCAUUUAUCUAGCACAUACAUGCAUUCAUUGGCUUAUCCUAUUUCGUAUUCUUCCCAUAAACGUGAACAGUAAUAGUGAAAAAAGUAGAUCUGAUCAAUCAAGAUCACAGCAUAUCAUACAAAAAAUUGGUUGUCUGCAUUUAUGGGGUCUUACGUUAUUAUUUAUGUUCACAAAAAUAAUUCUACCGUUAACUUAUUUAGAACAACGUUUACCUUACCUACCAUUAAUGCUUACUUCAGUCUACACAGCAAUUGGAUUAUUCUGUUCUUUUAUAAUAUUUCUGUGGUCAACAACAGACUUUUACUGUUUACCAACUAAUCUGACAGAAUCACUAGAAAAGGUAAAUAAGACUAAAAAGAAAAACCAAUGACGACAGUGAUUCCAGCUGAUGUAAUGGG